Messenger RNA from Pelobates cultripes (western spadefoot toad), 20848 nucleotides. NCBI's taxonomy places the organism in Eukaryota, Metazoa, Chordata, Amphibia, Anura, Pelobatidae. The record is from the annotation of a GenBank genome assembly.
CAUGAAUACAAGCAGCAGCAAUAACGUGCACUUCCUCUGGCAGCAGACAGGUGGCAGCACACGCAUUCACUGUUCCUCGGCGAUUAUCUUUCCUCCGCAUCCUCUCCUCUCGUUCUCGCGGUCUAUAUUAUAGGCAGCGGGGCUGGAGAUUCCUGGGUCACAGGGAAGCGCCACGUGUGCAGAGGUGAGGGGCGGGGCUACGAGAUGUCCUGGCUAACGUAUUGAGUGACGUAAGCGUCGUUUACAUGCUGUCAGGCUGGUUGUGAGAGAUCUCCAGCAUUCCAGCCAUGAUAAGAGCCAGCUGCACGGGGUUACUGCGUGGCAUUCCAUGGGGCGUGCUCUAAUACAGCAGGUGUCCAUCCCCUCCAUCAGCUAUCCUCAGUCUGGGACCAGCCACUAACCAGGUAAUGCAGGGCUAGUGGGGGAAUGAUUUGGCUAUGCCUCUCUCUCUCUCUCUCGCUCGCUCCUUGUAAUGGGGCAGUGGCCACCAUGGCUAAAGAUGGGAUUCUUUGUGCCCAAACUCCCUAUUGUCAGUCAGCAAAGAGAGCCUGCAGCGUUUAUCGCUUCAGCUUCCUGUUACUAUUGUGCAGCAUGCUCCAGGGGCCAAUAAAUAUUAGUUUUACAACACGUGCACUAUAAAGUGAUAAACAUCAGUGAUGUUCUUGGCACUCAAGGGAUAAAGCAGAUUUUAUUAAAUCUAUUGCCACUGUACUCAACCAGCUAAACAGAAGUGCAGCAAAUCCGUUACUUUUUAUACUCUCUAACAUUAUCUAGCUGUAGAAUCUCUGAAAUAAAAAAAAAUGUUUGUUUAUAAAUGUCACAUAUUUCACCCGUUAUGGCUAGUAGCCAGUCCAGUGUUGACUUAUUACAUUUUAGACAGGUAAGUAAAACCGUGCAUGACCCUUUGUUUUCGCUUACUAAAUUUUAAGUUCCACUUUUUUUCUUUUUUUUUUGUAGUGUUCCUAGUAUAUAUGUUGGCACAUAUUUUGUUGUUGCAGUGCACAGGCUAGAAUAUUUGGAUUUGUUUAUUUUGUAUUUUUGCUGUGCAUAGAAAGACAAACAUUAUUGCAAUGCCCCAUCAGCAGUGUAAGAUUAGCUGUUAACAGAUUGCUACAGUUGUAUGGUAUACACCUUUUUAGGAAUCACAAAACAGGCUAGUUAUGCAUGUCUAGACCACAAACGGAAACUGAGCUCAGACUAAAAAAAGGUUGCCUUGAUAUAGUGAUUGAUAACCAAGUAUAGAUGCUAAACAAAAUGAAGAAUGUGUAAGUCUAAAGAAAACUGAAGGAUAAUCUGGCUAUAAUAACUGACAUUAUGCUUAGCAGUGAUUCUUCUGGGUAUUAAAUAUGAGUAGAAAAGACAGCCUACGACAACACACAUGCAUAAAUUCUGCAGUAACUCAGAUAGUGGUUUUGGUACAUUGAGAUGUACCCAUGUCUGCUCAGCCUAUACCACAGGUAGGCCACAAUAGAGAGUCCAGCUCUACACCCGACGUCUCCUUUCUCCUUCACAACACUUUGCAGGUCUCGCUGGGUUUCCUGUAGCCCAUUAUGUAGUAAACUGCACUACCACUAAUUCACACACCUUUGGCUCCAAGCCAUGAAGGGGGGCCAAUGCCCCAUGUCCAUACCUCCUCCAAUUUCAAGUGGUAGGAUUGUGAGGCCACAGUCUCUCCCGAAACACGAACGAGCCCCUGACUGUAUGGUCCGUGGAAUUUUGUCUGGCAUGUAAGAGGUCCCUUCACCUCUUACAUGCCAGACUGUAGCCCUCACUGUAUUGCUAAAUGUCCGAUGCAGCAGCCAUCUUUGAUGCGCCACUUUGUACCUGGUAUGCCAAGCUUGCAGGCCUCACUCGAGGUGCUAUGUAACACAUUGGGGACCAGGAUAUUCAACAUCAGAUUAUAAAUUAGUGGCUAUUGAUUAGUAAUAAAUUGUAAAGUAAUAUGUUCUACAUAAAGGUUACACUCUGCUGUAUAUCUGCCUUUGCAUUUUAGGCCUGAGCAGUGAACUAGGAUGGACAAGCGCAUCGUAGAAGGCUUUGUUUCUGAAUUUGUUCUACGGCUGUUGCUACUUGGAAUAUUCCUGUAAGUUCAAAUACAGUAUACCCGUGAUGGCCCUGGCACUGAAAAUAUUUCCCAUGUUGUUGUUCUGUCUCCCAAAUGAAUAGUUACAUUAUCCAUCAUUCACAAACAAUAUGCUAUCAAAUUAUGCAAUUUCAGUACCCACCCCUCCUCCACCUCUGCUACAGCUUGUCUCUCUUAGCUCAGUGGAGUGCUUAGAUCAUUGGCUGAUGCUCUUAGUCAAUGAACUAGCCUUGCAAUGUUGUGCUUGGCUCAGGUAAGUUUACCAAAGCUCCUAAAUAGGCUGUAUUGGAGGCUGGGUGCUGGGCCUGUGGACCCCAGGUGAGAAGUCAAACCAUUCUAAAACACUAACAUGAGAGGGGACAUCAGGGCACUUCCAGAACUAUCACCACUACUGUGCUCUGUAAUGGUUAUGGUCAUUGGAGUGUUCCUUUAUAACUAUACCUAAAUUAAUUUGAAUUUGCCAUACACAUAAUCCAUAACAUGUUGCUGUUUAAAUUACCACCACACCUACAGAUUGAAAUAUGUUUACCUGAAGAGUGAAAAAUCCCCAUCCUGCAGGACAUCCUUCAUGGGUGGAGAGGCUGCCCUAUUAAGAAAAUAAUUUUUGUUAGCCUAGCUGCACCCCCUUACUUCCAAUGAGAAGAUACCAUUACUAAAAAUAUGGUCCAGUUUAUCUCACAAUCUCCAUUCUCUAAAUUCCAUUAUAAUGUGUCCUUGAUGGUCAUAGCAUACUAUAUGAUUCCAUUCCAGAGUAUAAGCUUUAUCACAACCAUUUUUUUUUAUCAUUAAAUUAACUUGUUGAAAGAGUGUAUUAUACAUCCUUCACAAGAAUUGUACAGUAUGCAUAUAGCUGUCAAAUUGCAGAAGGAGCUGCAUUACAAAUUUGGGAUUAACCUUAGUGACCGAAUAAUCUAAAUUUUAUUAAAAACAGGAGGCGAAUAUUUGCUUUACUUUCUUUACUGUAACUCCCAGCAGCAAAGAAACAGUUAACAGUAUGUCCAGUCAUCAGGCUCCUCCCAAUUCCUCUGUCUUGAUGCAGCCGACAGCCGCAGAGUCAACCUUGUAAACGGUGGAACAAUAAAAGGUCUCAAAAUGUAGUCAACCAUGUAAACGAUGUGGGAACGUAGGUAAUUCCUCGAGAUGUAGUGAAGGGUUUUCACACUAGGAAAAAAGGAGAGAGAGAGGUCGUAAAAGUAGGGUUUCUUGGGUAAAGGAAAACAAUACUUAAUUACGUGAUCUGAUAUGUUUCCAACAAGGUGUACAGUCGUAUUCUGACAAGUCUUAAGUUAUGAGGUAGUGAGUGUAGUAUCCGUAAAGGUAGUUGCAAGGAGAGGCCUGAAACGUAGAUUAUAAACAUUGGUUUAGUCAAUAGAGGUGUUGUGGAAUACCUACCUAGUUGGGUUGGGUGCCUGUAUUAGCGGGCGGGAAAAUAUUCACCUCCUGUCGGUCACUAAGGUUAGAAUAAUCCCGAAUUUUAUGGCAAGACAGGAGGCUUCAUAUUUGCUGUUUUUAAGCAAUGAUAUGAUGGCAUUAGAUACAUGAGGGGAUUGUCUAAAAUAGAAGGUUCUGAAGGUGGAUUCUCUAGACCAAUCUGCGGAAGUGAGGAUCUACGUUAGGGAGCCCCCAGAUGUAAAUGCAGACGAGGCGGACGCGCCUCUUACUGAGUGAGCACCAAAACAUGCGUCGAUGCCAGUUAGGACUAGAAGCCAUUUGAUCCAACGAGCAAUCGUGGGACAUGACACUGGCUUGUGAGGUCGAAUGUAGGACACCAGUAGGGGUCCCGUUCGUGGUCUAAGAUCCUUGGUGCGGAGGAUGUAGUGUCUGACGCAAUUGGCUACGCAGAGCAUGGGUUUGUCGUGAAAAUAAGGGUAGCUUACUGUAGAUGAAUUGGUUUUGGUGCGUCGGGUAAUGGAGAAGUGUACUCCCUUAGGGGUAAAGUCCACCGCAUGGACAUCAAACGCCCUGAUGUCCGAGACUCUUCUAAACGAUAGCAAACAGAGCAGUAGUGCCAGUUUGGCCGACAGUUGUCGUAGAGAAAGUUCUCCAUUAGGGGGCCAUGUCUCCAAAAAGGAUAAUACCAUAGUAACAUCCCAAAUUGAUUAUAUUUGGGAGCCGGGGGUCUCGUGAGGCACAUGCCUCGCAGAAGUCUACAUAUGGAGGGGUGUUUACCAACCGCGGAGUUGUCAACGAGGCUUUGGGCUGCCGAAAUGGCUGAACGGACAACGUUAAUUGACCGAUAGUACUUACCUUGUUCGAAAAGUGAUGCCAGGAAAUUCAUAAUGUUAAUUAGAGAGGUUGAAAAGGGAUCAACGUCCCUCUCCAAGCACCAGCUAUUCCAGCGUUGCCACGCUGACAGAUCAGAACGUCUUGUGCCUGGGGCCCAAGAGUCCCAUAGUAGUCCUUGAGCAGUAGUCGAAAGGCCUGAGACAUUCCAGGAUCCCCUGAAAUGGUCCAGGCCACUAACCGAAGGUGGCCUUGUAGUGCUAGUGGAUGGAAAUUGCCUGAAGGGUCCCUGAGGAGAUUGUAUGAGGUGGGUAGGAGUAGGGGGUAGUCCGCUGACAUCUCCAGGAGGUAAGGGAACCAUGGUUGAGUACGCCACAGUGGGGUUACCAGAGUUAUGGUGACGCCCUGUGUUCUGAGGUAUUGUAUCGUACGUGGAAUCAUGGAGAAUGGGGGAAAGGCAUACGCUCCGGAUGUUGGCCACGGUUGAAGAAAGGCAUCCACUGCCAGGCACGCUGGGUCUGGGAGCCAGCUGAAGAAUGUGUCCGUCUGACGGUUCAGGUGAGAUGCAAAUAGGUCCAGGUUGAAUGGUCCUCUGAGGGUCUGUAGAUGGUGAAUAAUUUGUGGGUCCAGUUACCAGUCGCUGGAAUCCCUCCAGUGGCGUGAGAACCAAUCUGCGACGAGAUUGUCGGAGCCCGGAUGAUAUUCCUGUCUAGGCAGAAUUGGUACAAUUCCUUCGUCAGAUCUGAUAGCAUCUCUGAUCGUGAGCCACCUAGGCGGUUCACAUAUUGUACUGCUGAGACGUUGUCCAUCCUCAGGAUGAGGCUGCAGUUGUAGGCUUCUUUGGCAAAACUGCGGAUCACGAAAGAACCAGCAAUCAGUUCGAGGCAAUUGAUAUGUAGUGCAUGUCCUGAUGGGGACCAGAGGCCUCCAGUAGAACGUUCCGAGGAGACUGGCAUCCGAUUCCAAAAUGAAGUCGGGUUGCCGGCCGAAGAUAGCCCUUCCGUUCCAGGCUUCCAUAUGUUGAAGCCACCAGUGGAGUUCUAGUUUGACUUCGUCUGUGAGGAAGAUCUGUUGGUCGUAGGAUGGUGAGCGAUGUAAGUAGUGUGUCCUCAAACGUUGCAUCACCCGAUAGUGUAGCGCGGCUGGGAAUAUUGCCUGGAUUGAGGCGGAGAGUAAUCAGAUUGUGCGGGCUAAAUCCCUGAGUCAGAGGUAUGGCGAGGUUAGCAAUCUCCGGAUGUCCUUUUUUAUGGUUUUGAUUUUCGUAGCAGGAAGUUGCAGGACUGCCUGAAUCGAAUCUAUCUGAAAUCCCAGAAACUGUAUCGUCUGGGAUGGAGUCAGGGAUGAUUUUUGGAGGUUGAUGAUGAAACCCAAAUUCUGGAGGAGGGCCGAAGUCAUAUCCGUAUAGAGAUGUAGAGUCUCUUUUUCUUGUGCCAUAAGGAGGAUAUCGUCCAAGUAUAUGAUGGACCGAAUUCCUUGUGAACGGAGGAGCGCCAUCACCGGUUUCAUUAGUUUGGUGAAACACCAAGGUGCGGAGCACAGUCCGAAGGGGAGGCAGGUGAACUGCCAUAGUGUCUUGUCCCAAUUGAAUGGAGGAAAGUGCGAUGUUCUGGCGUGAUCGGUAUCGUGAGGUAUGCAUUCGUGAGGUCGAAACGGGAAAACCAAUCUCCCUCGCAGAGGAGGUCUCGUAAGAGGUGGAUGCCUUCCAUCUUGAAGUGUCUGUAUCUGAUGAAUUUGUUAAGUUCUCUCAGAUUGAUGACUGGUCGGAAUUCUCCCAACUUUUUCUUGACCAAAAACAUAUUGCUCACGAAACCUCGUUGGUGAUGGCCCGUUCGAUGGCACCCUUGUUGGCUAGGGCGUCGAGUUCGGCUUGAAGGGCCAUGUCGUCUAUUUGAGACAUCUUGAGAGGAGUAGGCAAGGACACCUGAAUUGGAUCCUCUGUAAAGUCUAGGUGGAAGCCGGAGACGGUCUGAAGGAUCCACGGAUCCUGCGUGAGUCUGUACCACUGUUGGGAAAAGUGUAUUAAUCGGCCUGCUAUAGGUACAUGAGAAAAAUGAGAGUCCCUUACCUGUAGGAGUGCGACCACGGAGGGAAGCAGAUCCACGUCCUCUAAUGGAUCCACGAGAGAGGAAGAAUUGCUUGUGGUGGAAACGGGUAUUGCCCAAGUUCCAAUGUUCGGAAGGUCGAGGCCUAUAGCCUGUAGAGGCAGCUCUGCCAGCCGUCCAGCCUCUGUAAUGGCUGGCUCUCCCAGAAAAACGUUGGGAGCUAAAUACCUUGCGUAAGGAAGAUUGUGCUUUUGUAAGCGUAGUAAACACAGCCACGUGUUUACUUAAUUCUUUAAUAAAUUUGUCUCCAAAAAGCAUACCUUGUGCCUCAGGGACAAGCUCUUUAGUGCCUAAUUCGGCAAGCUUUGAGUCGAUCUUAUAUAAGACGGCUUUCCGUCUUUCGUUUGACAUGGCAACAUUCGCGUUGCCUAGUAGGCAUAAUGCCCUCUAUGCCCAUUCUCGCACCAUAUGUGCGUCUAAAGUGCCACUUGCCAAAGCCUCACCUGCGAUAGCGAAAAUCUGGAUAAGCGGUCCCGCCAAAUCCAUCAUUUUAUCUUGUGUGUCCUUCAGGCCUUGUUCCAAACCCUUACGGGGGUCUUUUCCUGUCUUGUACAGAAAGGUGACGAGUAAGGGAUCGAAUUCUGGGGUAACCGCCACCUUGUCUGGGAUAACAGGUCGUGGGCACUCUGCCCUUAAUUUAGCUCUGACCGCUUUUUCCAAUGGUUUACGGAGCCACAUCCUACAGAAUUUAGCUUUGUGGUCUGGGGGGCUCCACUCUGCAGAGCGUGGGUGUUUGAUAUACCUAGGGUCGAACGGGGGGGGGCCAGAGGUAUCUAGUAAAAUAUCCUCAGAUAUGUUUUGGUUAGGAUCAGAGGUUUGGAGCUCAUUUUGGUGGGGUUCAUGGGAGGGAAGGUCCUCGUCCGAAUACCCUGCAGAGUAUUCAUCCAGUACCUGAAGUUGCAGGUUGGAAGUUGAACCCUCUAAUGAGUCAAAGUUAUAAUUGGGGGUAUCAUCCCGAGUACCAGAAAGUGAUAAUCUAGGUGCUUUUGCUGGUGCCUUUCCCUUACCGGCGCUAGCACUAUUGCCCUUCCAAGGGCGUUUGCGGGGACAUUCGUCAUGGUCUGAGCCUUUUGAUUCUUCAGAGUCUGAGAGGUGAACGACAGGAGCCAAAGCUUUUGGAAUGGAGUCUGCAAUGGCGUUAUACAGCCAAGCUUUGAGCUCUGCAGAGACUGGUGGUUCAGGCAAAUCAGACAUUUUUAUUGAGAGAAGUGGGGUCACCACGAGUAUAAAUAUAUAUGUAUAAUAAUUUUUAAAAAAAUUUAUUUAAUUUUUUUAUAAAACUCAAAAGGCAGUGGACUUGUUCAAAACACAAAACGUGUAUAUAAAAACUUUGAAUUGCUAAUUAAGCGUGGGGGUCACCCACAGUUAUUGCAGCAGAAACGGUAUAACCGUAUUAAUAUUAAGUAAUGAGGGGGUCACCAUCAGGAGACAGUAAAAGGGGGUCACCCUUUAUAUGAGGCAGAACUGUAUAAUAUAGAGGGGGUCACCCUCUUCAAUGAGGCAACUAUUAAAUUAAUAUAGAGGGGGUCACCCUCAGUAAUGAGGCAAAAAGUUCUUGAGGUAUAGAGGGGGUCACCCUCCUAUGCAAGGGUUUAGUGUAAUCUGUAAUAAAACAGAGUAGGUACACUUUAAUAAUACUGGAUAAAAGUUCAGUGUGAAAUUGCUGCCAGAAAAAAAAUGUUGAAUGCACUUACCUGAAAAUACCAAUAGAGGCGCUGGAGAGCCGUUGUGAUUAGUAGCCGUCCAGACGUUCCGGUCUAAUGGAGGACAAAAAGAGCGCAAAAAAAGCCCGCCGAGAAAUAGCCGCGGGAGGAAGGAGUCGUCGCUAUGGAGACAGGUAAGGGGCCGGGAUUGCUCUCAAAGAUGGAGGCGGCGAUAUCGCCGAGGUUGGCAACCGGCCAGAAGCCGAUCAGAUCUCGGCUUCUGGCCGCACGGAAGGAGUUUACAGAGUGCCUCUGUAGUUCUGAGGCAGAAGGCAGCACACACACAGACCGUUUGGGGAUUAAACAGAAGGCAUAGAAAGAAAACUAGCAGAAAUCACUCUAAAGACACAGUCCAUUUAAAGGGGAAAGGUCUGAAAUAAAAUACUGUUAAAAUAUCACCAGUUUAUACAUAAGGUCAAAACAAUAUGUAUAUAAUAAAUCAAUAUAGGACUAUCAAUACUAGACUGUAAUUGGAAUAGACUCACCUGGGAGGCUAAGCAGCAAAGAAAGAGGAGCUGGGAGGAGCCUGAUGACUGGACAUACUCUAUUGUACACUCUGGUUAAUUUUUUUACUUACUGUUAACUGUUUCUUUGCUGCUGGGAGUUACAGUAAAGAAAGUAAAGCAAAUAUGAAGCCUCCUGUCUUGCCAUAAAAUUAUGGAUUGGUUCAGAGAUUCUUUGCUUUUACCUUCUUUUGAGACUUGUAGGUGGUGUAUCAGAUCACGUACAAAUAGUUGCUAUCAUACCUGUAUAUAAAACUAGCUCAGUGAUACCUUUUUGAAGAUAUAAGUUCUAAGAAUAUAUGUGUGGAUACGUGUGUUAAAAUCACAACAGUUUUUUCCAGAAAAACAAAACAAAUUACUUCUAAAAACAAUUGUGUGACUAUCUAUACUGUGCAAUAUGCAAAUAGGAAGAAGUUUUACGGAUAUAUAUUUACGAAUUCCUCCCUCCCAUUGCUAUAUUGUCUUCUGAAGAUUUAAUGUGUGCCCAAACAUAUCCAUUUCUCAUUCAAAUGGCUACUCCAGGCUGGAAAUGACCUAGUGUUGGUUGUUUGUGUAUGCAAGGAAACAACAAUUUUAUUUUAUUUUUUUUUAAAUGCUGUCUUAUUUGUGGAGUGCAUUAUCUUACAUAACUGUUUUUCUGGUACAAGCAGACAUUUAUGCCUGUCUUCUUCAUAGGAUAACAGAAAUGAUGCACCCCUUUCAUCGAGUGAUUCAACCAGAGGAAAUGUGGCUUUACAGAAACCCGUAUGUGGUAUCUGAUCGUGUCCCCACUAACAGCAUGUUUGUAAGUUCCCGUAACCCUUGUUUACAAUCCUGUGUGUAUGUACUGUGCAGAUCUAACUCCCCUGCCUUCUGAUUAGAACACUUAUGGUAACUUAUGCCCUGCCAUCAGUAUGACAGGUGAACAUAUACAAACACACUGCACAUAAACAGGAUACCUUACACUAUUUAUUUUUUUGUCAGCACUCUUGCUGCCAGCAACUGGUUGUCUCAAUAGAAACUCAUUCAGGGCUAUUAAGUAAAAUGAGAAUGCAAAGUGAGUUUCAUAUUUAAAGUCAAAAUAGCUGAACAGGUAAGUCUGCUAUACUCUCAGUUCAACUACUCUGACCUUAAAUUUAAAAUCCACUUUGAAUUCUCACUUUAGUAAAUAACAUUGAUAGUCAUACACCUCUAUAAAAAUCGGACUCAAGUGAGCUGACUGUGAGUUAAACGGACACUAUAGUCACACAAAAACUGCUUCACUAAGCUAAAGUUGUUUUUGUGUAUCAGUCAUGCCCCUGCAGACUCAUUUCUCUAUUCUCUGCCAUUUAGAUGUUAAAUCACUUUGUUCAUACAGCCCUAGCCACACUUCCCUGCAUGUAACGUGCACAACCUUCCUAAACACUUCCUGUAAAGGAACCUAGUUAUUCUUGGUGCCUGUAUUGCACAGUCUAUUUCAUAUGGCAAUUUCUUAUAUACUGCUCUGUUAAUAGCUGCCUUCUAGAGCUUGCAGGAGCCUCCUGUUUGCGAUUAAAGUUCCAUUUGCAGAGUAGGUGAUACAAUCUUCUAAAACAACCUAAAAUCUGAUUGAUUUUAUUUUUUUCAUGCAGGCUAUGAGUUAGUCAGGGAGAGUGUGGCUUGGGCAUACACAAAGUGAUCUUACUUCUAAAGGACAGAGAAUUGAGCAGUGAGACUACAUGGGGCAUCAUUUAUACACCGAAACUGCUUAAUUAAAGCGUCACAUCAAUUUGCCUUUCUUUUAUGGUUUUGUCUUCUCUUCCUCUUUCAGUGUCUUUUCUUUAUUUCUGAUCUUUCUCUUUAAAACGUAAGACAAAGUAGGGACUAUUUUAUCUUGUGUAUUUUUUCUACGCUUGAUAAUUGUGACAAACGGGUGGAGCAUAAGGUAAGGCUUUCUUUGUCAACAUUACAAUGGGAAAACUUGCCUUAAGCUCCACCCUUUGUCAAGAUUGCAAAGUGUAGGAAAAAUGCAAAAGGUGAAGGGGAGGAGGAGACAUUAAUGCUUUCUCUUGCAGGCUUGUUCCUAGCACCCAGGGCCGCCACCAGAAAUUGUGGUGCCCCUAACACAGCUCAAGGUCUGGGCCCCCAGGUGCCUGCCUCCAAGCCCCGCCUCCAAAUCCCGCCCACAGGAAUACACGGACACAGACACAUAAACAGAUACACACAUACUAACAGACACAAAUACUGAAACAGACAUACACACAUACAGGCAUACUGACACACACACACACUUAUAUAUUAGGAGAUACAGAUACACACACUGACGUACAUACAUACUCACUGACACACAUACAUACAAACUUACAUACUGACCUACACACUGGCAGAGACAGACACACACCUCAUUCAUCAGCCACCCUCCUCUUCCUUACCUUUUUGUUGCAGGAGGAUGGCUGGGGAUGAUGGGAGCGGAUGCCUCUCCUCGGCUGUCUCUCUCCCCCCGCGCGGAGUUAGCUAGGAGGAAGUGACCGGCCGUCACUUCCUCCCAGCAGCACUUUGCAGUGCAGCCACAGUUUUUUUUUUUUUCUUAAAGGGUCCGGUAGCGCUAUUACACGGCCGCAGCGCUGACCGGGCCCCUGAAGAUAUAGGGCUCAUCGGGUGGCCCUAAAUGCUUGGGCCACCUGAUGGGCCCCAGUGCAGAUGCACCUGCGACAGUUUCGCCACUCCACCCGGGGCCAGGGCCCCGACAACCAUUAUAGUUUUCACCCCCUAAAGGCGGCCCUGCUAGCACCACCUGCAAGGGUAGAAGCUGAUAACAUCUGUUGCCAAGAUGCAGUAAGUCUGACGACAGACCUAAUUUUUUCACAGAAUUAACAGUAGGCAGCCCAGGACAGAGUUCAAGGUUAUCUUAGACCGGUGUGAUGAGGAUGCAACUAUCCCCUAGUACAGGCUUCCCCAAACUCUGGCCCUAUGAAUGAACUAGUUUUUAACUAGUAUUGUGAGCAUGUGUGUGUAAUGUGCUUUAUAAAAUGUUUUGUUCCUGCUUGUGGUCACUGGCUCACUAUUUGUAACAUUUACUUGAAAUGCUGAAGUGAAAGUUUCUGCCUCCGAGCUGCUAGCAUAUGAUUACUUUAAUGUGUGUUUGUGCUGCACUCUCUGACAACCACCCACCCCCUUACAUACAGAGUGCAAAAUGUCAAGUUCUAUGCUCAUCCAGGCCUAAAAGUUACGAACCACUGCAUGCCUUGAGGGGGUUAGGGAUGAAUUCUCCCUUUCCUGCCAUGUAUAGUUAUGUAGUAUUGUCUGAUACUGUCCAUCCUCAUGCUGAUCUUUUAUUAUCCUCUCCUCUCCAGUUGAUCUCCUUUCUGACACCCCUAUCAGUGGUGAUUCUGGCACGUAUUUGCCGCCAAGCGGAUCAUACGGAUACACGAGAAGCCAGCCUUGGUAAUGCCAUUUUGAAACUUACAGCUGAACCUUUAAUAGAAUACUAGAUAGAACAGACUUGGCAAAGUACAUUGAGUCUUGCCUGCAAUGUAAUAAGGGCUCUGUGCAGUAUACCCUCUAAAGAGUAGGCCAGUUAUGGCACUUUGUAAAAAUCCAUGUUCGCACAGAGGCCUGAGCAUGGAGUGAGCAGUGAUUGUCGGGAGACACUGUGUAGAGAUAUUCAGUGGAGCAAUAUAAGGAGUCAUAAAAGGGAGGGAAGCUUUAUGUAGAUUGCAGAGAGCAAUAUGGCAUACCUGGAUCAUGACAUUGGAACUUAGUGUUUUUGCUAUAUAUAUAUCUGGAUUCUGGUUUCUCUGCUGCAUUCAUUAAUGAAGUUCUCUAUUUUCUAUUACCAGCUGCCAGUCUCUCUCUCGUAUUGAAUGGCAUCUUCACCAAUACCAUAAAACUCAUCGUUGGGAGGUAGGUGUCUCGGCCAGUACUUUCCAUGUUGAACAUUGCUGUAGGCUUUUAGAAGAGUCCAGUUGUCUUUGGAUUAUAGAUAUUUCACAUACUGUUUGUACUUUUCAUUAAAGCUGCACGGUCAGAUCAUUCUUCCCUUUUUAUUUGUUUCCUUUUCUCUUAUUAUUUUUUUCUUCUAGGGACUACUUUGUCUACCUUUUUUACCCCUACACCUGACACUUCUAUAACACAGGGUAAUGCAGUCAAGUGCCAGUCCCCCAGCCAGCACCAGUUACUGCUGCAGGGAAUUGGCUCUGUCCUAAACCUCAAUGCUGUACUCUCGCGCAUGCAAUGACAUUGGCUCCUGGCACUGAGGGGACCAUAAAAAAGGAACCCCCCUGAAAGAGGAUGGCGGUGCCCACAAAGGACAAAUUUAACUUUGGUGCUAUUUCUAACCCUUAUGGUUGAGUCAUCAAACAGUAGCCAGGUACACACUAUUUGUCUCGAAGUAUGCACGAUAGAAAAAAGGGCAUGUUAUCACUGUGGCAUUGUGACCAGAUGUCUUGUUACCAGAGAACCUGAUUAGUAGACGCCGCUGUUAAAGAGAAAGGAAUAAAGACAUGAGAAGAACUAUAUAAAGGACAAAGAAAGAAAAUGGAAAAAGGCAAAAGGGCUUAAGUGAUUGAAAACAAAUGGCAGCUAUAAAUAACCUCUAUAUGGAGUAAAUUGCUAGUCCAUAAUGUACGAGUGAUCAGAGGUACCAUAUUAGCCGUAUCAUAUGGUCCUGAUAUACCACCAUGAUCUAGCAAUCACAGAGACUAAUAGAGGUGAAAUGUGAUCCUGGGUGUGGCAUACUCUUGUGGUGAAAGAAAAACGGACUUAUAAUAAUUUUAUUCUAUUUAAUGGAUAACUAGUUGCAGUUCGCAAGCUGUGUAAUAUCAAUGUUACUUUACGAUUCUGCUUGGGAAAUGUGGCAUGAUGAUGAUGAAUACCCUUGCAGGUCUCUUUGCAUUAUUUGCCAGAUGGGCUUUACACAGUCUUGAUUUGUACAAAAUAAUAAUUCCCUACUAAAAUUGAGACCAUUUUUUUGGGUGCAUGCUUUUGGUCAUUUUGUGUCUUUUGCAAAUAGAAGAUGUCUCAAAUUAUAGCUGGCAAUAAACAGUACAAGUCUCACCCAAAGAUGAGUGAAGUCCACAAGUUUCGGGGGCGGGGCCUGGCCACAAAGCAGAGAGGACGCUUGCCUCAGCAGCUCCGGCCACCGGGAACGGCAAAAGCAAGAUAAAGCAAAUAAAACGACAACAAAACGACAAACAAAGAUUACCCAGUGCAAGGGUACACCGGGGUGCACACGCAGACACCAAUCAACUUACAACUUAAGAGGUACGCACCCGACACCCUGGCAGGGCCUACUAAUAUGGCGCAUGCGGGAGAGACGGCCGCUCUCCUGAAGCCAAAAAUCGACUGGAACCCUGUCCUGGGACCCUUCGUUCCACCCCCCCUUUGUCCCGGUGGGGGUUAUCCCGGGCUACCCCCAAUCGAGCACAUGGACAAGCUAUCCCCAUGUGAGACUGGCGCAAGGUCCAGAGGUCAUGACUACGACAUACAAAAUGGCGGACAAAUCGAGCACCACAGCCUACUGCUAUGCUGCCAGAGAAACGGAGACCAGACUAAACUACAUCUUCGGAUUAUUGUGGGAGAAGCUAGAGGUACUUCUGGGGCCCCCGACACCAGAGAUACCACCCGAUGGCACAAUACAGGGCCAGACUAGGGAGGUUGCAGAGAGGGGCAAAGGGAUCCCCCUAGACUCCGCUCCCAAGACGGUCAAACACCAGAAAAGGACCACAAUGUGGAGACACACCAAGAGUAACCAUAGCCAGGGACCGGCCAUCCGGACGCCCCUAGAGACUUACCUGCCUGCACAAGCACUCGCAAACCCCGGCGGCAGACGCAGAGCUCAGAGCCCUGGGGUAGCCCGCAUCAAGCGGCAAUGCCGCCAACGGAAGAAGGCAGUAUACAAACGGUCAAUGCAGAACGGCACCCACAAAUUAGGCGGGAGACCCCCCAACCAGACGGCAAUACGCAACGGAAGGUUAAAUGCCCCCCACAGUCUGACAUACCAUCAAGGCACUCACUUAUUGGGACUUGCAUCACAGAGCUGGUUACUUAGCUCCACUAGAUGGGACUUUGACUUGCCCCUGAAAGGCAUCGGCUAAAGGACACCAGGAAUAUCCACAUGUGAAGCACCAGGCUCAACACCACGCCAAAAUACCCUGCCUCUCCAUACUCCCCAGCAAACGUUAACUGGACUCCCACACCUAUCACAAAGGACCUUAUGGGCAAGACCCUAUAUGCAGACCAAACCCUCUAGCAAGACUCAUGCUACUAUGUGCACUUUCCGCUUCUCAUGCAGAGUUCCUUUAUGUUUUGCUUUUUCUUUUAUUUUUUUAUUUACUCCACUACAGUGGAUCAAGCUGAACCUACUUGGUUCAAAAGAUAACACGAGCAAAGCAAACACUGAGCAACUGAUGCACACAUGCUCUCACAAACUGCCUCAGUAUCAACCUAUCCUUAAUCGUAGACACGUAGGCAGGCAUUCGCAGAUUUAACUGUCACUGACACCGCCAGACUGCGCCAUAGCUCUCUCGAACCAUAACCAUAAAACGCGCUGAAACAGCUUCAGGAACUAUAGACACGUACACUCAUGCUUGUUAAACUACCCAAUACUCAUUAUAAAUACGUCAGUUAAUAUGGAUUGCUUACCACACCAGGUUGUUUACCUCACUAACUGACAUUUGUUAUGUUAUUGUUCCGCGCCUGUUAUCAUUAUAAUAUAAAAAUGUGCAACUUCUAUUGAUGCCAUACUAAUAAUACCCUUUAUCUGUUAUACUAUGCUGGAUAAUGCUGAUGUGGCACAUAAAGCUUGAAUGUUGAUACUUGCACAAUAAAAAAAAAGAAUAAAAAAAAAAAAAGUCCACAAGUUUCAGUUCCUGAUAAUUGAUUCUAAUAAUGGAUUUAUUGCAUUUAUUAAUCAUUCAGCAAAAUUCACAUCCUUUACAUUUCACCUCUUGACUAAUAAACCAGUAAAUGUUGUCUACAUUUUUAAAGCUGCUUCUCCUUGCUAUAAACCCAGAGCACUAAUCAUAAACUCUUAAUGACGAAAUUGAAAUUGUAGAAAAUAAAUUGGGGAGCAACAGUAGUAAUAAUUGGCAACCCUGUCUGCAAGAGUAUAACAAACCCUGUGAUUUAUGACUAUUUCAGUCAUGCAUGGUGGGGUAUAUGAUCAGUUAUUUAUUAAAGUGAAAAUGCAAAAUGAAUUUCAAAAUAACCGAACUGGAGAAAUUCUGUCACGUAUAGAAGACCCACACGUUUACUUUUAGUUUGGCUACUCUGCCUUUAAAUUUGAAAUUCACUUUGAAUUCUCACUUGAGCACCAAAAAAAAAAAAAAACUGUAUCUAUAUGAAACGCACACCUGGGUAUGUUUGGCAUUCUACCUGCAACAUUUUAUUGAGGAAUUUCUCCUUUCAUUCAUUGAGCAGUAGGGAAAGAAAACUAGAAAUAUAUAAAUCCCUAUAUUACAGGCCAACAUAGCAUAGAUGUAAUGUUAGAAAAAACUGACAAAAGAUUCAUAUUCUAAAAUAAUCAGGCAAAGAGUACUCCUUGGCAAAAGUAUACAGGAAGCAGAAAAUAACUUGUGGCGUUGGAAACUGAAGGAAAAAUGGAGCUUGUAAAACUGCUUGAAUAAUUUUUAUAUUUUCUGUCUUUAAAAAAAAAACAAAAAAAAAACAGGAUAGCUGAUUAGUUUAAUCUGUUUUUCAUAACCUCUCCGAGAACAGCUAACAACUGCAAUUUGGUGGCAUAAGCACUCUAAUGAUCUCGGCUCCAUUCUAUUAAUAUACCCGCAAAAGCAGAUUGGCUGCUGGAUAGCAUCAACUCCUUCAUGACUUCUACGAAUAGCCUAUACCACACACAUUGACAUAUGCCUGAAACAAUUCUGUCGACCGCAAAUCUCCCGCUUUCUCUCUUUGAUGGUUUCUGAGAAUUUUCUUUUUCUUUCCUUUUUGCAUGGAUAUUUUUUUUCUCUUCUGCACUGUUGAUUGUUGCACCACUCAUAUCUUUUGUGUGUAAGGUGCUUCUACUUCUAGCAGUCUGGUUUUCUCAGGGAGGUUAUAUAACUGGCAGCUGUUUAUUUCUUUCCCAAUUUCUUAAGGUUUGUCUUCCUCUCUUUACUCCAGGCCUCGACCAGACUUCUUAUAUCGCUGUUUUCCAGACGGACAGGAAUCACCAGGUUUACACUGUACAGGUGACCCGGAGCUAAUAAUCGAAGGGAGGAAGAGUUUUCCAAGUGGACAUUCGUCAUGUCAGUGAACCUUUCUCAUUUGUCUCAUUCCAUUUUCUGUCCUAUUGAUCUAGCUUUUGUGUUCAUAGUUUUGCCAAUAAGAAUGGGAAACCGGUUGAAAUAGGAACCAUUCUUUUAUUAGAACAAAAUCGUUCCCUUUUUUAAAGUAUUUAUUUAUAUUUGUAUUAUUUGCUAUAUACCUGGCAUAAGAUGCACUUUGUGUGGACUCAAGAUGUUAUGUACUGAAGCAAAGUACGGAAAUCAAGAUUUAAUUCUUAUUGUUCCAGAUGAAAGUAUAAUGGCACAGCACUCUUCAAAAAAGGGGAAAAAAAGAACACAAUAAUAUAGGAUGGAGGGAACACAUUUCCAGCUCCUUACAAAACAGUAAUUUGCUACAGAUCAAUAAAAACAUGGAUAACACAAAGACUCCAAAACUUCCCACAACUAUAUACCAAAGGGUUUCCCAAAGCAGUAUUCCGCUCCAUUUUGCUUUCUGAAGGGAGAUGCACUUACAUGAAGCUCUCCUGUUAUCAUUCUAUUUUCAGCUUCUGGUAUAUAAAGCCUCCUAGAUCUGUGUUCUGUUUGUACCCUUCCUCAUGUGUGAGAGUGCAAAACUAUGGUAUAGGUCCCAUGGGUCCUUUGCACAAAGACAUGCCAUUUUUAUCUCUUCCCUUGGGAGAAGAUUUUUUUAAUCAGUUGUUGCAUGUGACAGCUGAUAAGAAAUUGCAAGAUAUACCAAGUGCACAGUAUUGAAACAAUUUUGCCAAAAAUCAGUGCGUGCUUAAGAUGAAAUAUUUCCUUACUUAUUUAAUUUCCUUUGUGAAAUUUCCAGAAAUUCAAAAGAAAAAAGGCACCGUUGCAAUGUUGUUAAAACUGUGCCUAUUUAGUUUAAUGUACUACAGGAUAAACCUGGUGGAAACCAAAUAUUAGCUUAAAAGACCACUAUAGUAUGUUUUCCUGGCACUAUAGUGCCCUGAGGGUGCCCCCACCCUCAGGGCCCCCCUCCCGUGGCACUGAAGGGGGAGGAAUGGGUUAAUCCCUUACCUUUUCUCCAGCGCCAGGCUCCCUCGGCACUGGGACUCUUCUUCCGUCAUCCGCUGAAUGCGCAUUAUCAAUGCAUUAUCAAUGCUUUCCUAUGGACACUGGCGUCUUCUCACUGUGAAAAUCACAGUGAGAAGCGCCACUAGCACCUGUCAAUGAGACAGCUACUAGAGGCUGGAUUAACCCAUAGGUAAACAUAGCAGUUUCUAUGAAACUGCUAUGUUUACUGCAAAAAGGGUUAAACCUAGCUGGACCUGGCACCCAGACCACUUCAUUAAGCUGAAGUGGUCUGGGUGCCUAUAGUGGUCCUUUAACUAGAAUAGGUAAAACAUUAAAAAAAAAAAAAAAGCCCACAGGAUACUUCUAACUGGCCACCUGGGAGUAUUUAGUACCUACCAUGCCAUAGCUUAGUUUGACAGGAAUAUUUGAAUCUCAAUUUUUUUUUUUCUUAAUUGUACAUAUGUUCUGUUAGUGACACCUAGUGGUUCUUUAGUAUAUCACAUUUUGAUAUUUUUAAAGUAGUAUUCUUUAACACAGUGGUUCACAAACUUUUUAGGUUCAAGAUGCCCUUAAUAUUUCAGUAUUUUUCCAAGGCACCCCAAGUCAAAAUUUCUAGGUUGUAUGUCUGUACAACGCUGUGGCAUUUACUGGCGCUAUAGUGCAAUGUACAGUGUUUGUGUUUGAAGGGAUGCUUGUAUACAUUUGUGUUUUAAUACAGGAGUGUUUGUAUGUAAUGUUUGUGUCUGAAUGUAAUGUUUACUUUUAAAUGUGGAUGUACAUUUGUGUGUAGUAUUUGUGUUUGAGUGAAGGGGAGUGUUUUUUUUUGUUUGUUUUUUUGUUUUUUUUUGUUUUUUUUUUUUUUAUAUAUAUAUAUAUAUAUAUAUAUAUAUAUAUAUAUAUAUAUAUUUAUUUAUUUAUUUAUUUUUUUAUGCAGUUGUUUGUGUGUCUGUAUGUAAUAUUUGAGUUAGAUUGCAGGAGUAUGCUUGUGUGUUGUGCUGGUGUUUAACUGAUUGGAUGUAUGCACAUACACUACUACCACAUACAUACAUACUUACACAAAUGCAUAUAAAUACACAGACACACACAAAUUCAUAUAGACACCGAUACAUACACACAUAGGUUGCCUCCUCUCCCUCCCGCGUCCCUCUCUGCAUGACACUGUCAGGGGCCCAGUCAAGGUCUUAAAGGACCGCGGCACUUGACCCCGUCCAUGUUGAGAAGUAAUGUUUUCCUGGUGCUAUAAUCAUAGCAUUGGGGAAACAUUCCGCGGCACCCCUGUGUGCACGCAGGGCACAGUUUGGGAGGCGCUGCUUUAACAGCUUUAAAUAAAAGCUGUCGGUUGCGCCAUAAAACAUUGUGAUUCUACAUUAGACCUAUUUCUCACUCAAUGGGAAGCUAGUAAUAGCCUGAGAGCGACAGCCAAUCACUAGUACAAAGCUUCCACAUCGAAGCCAAGUAUUAAACCAGAAGAGAAGGGGUCAGUCGAAGGUGGCCAUCUAAACAACUUUUAUUGUUAAUUUGUUUGUAAAUGGUUAAACUCCUUAAGGACAUUACCAAGGUCCUCCAUAUAUAAUAACUUCAUUGACAAAGUUUUGGUUCACAGAGUGUUCUUUCGAAUUUCUUGGGUUGUGGAUGGCAACCUCCUAUGGGUAUUUUUGAAAAUGUGAAUUGACAUGCUUUCAAGGUAAAUUUCACAUUUUAGCCCAAAAUAAAAGAAUUGUAAAAAAAAAAAUUCCAAGACAGCUUUGUUUGUUUAACCCCUUAAGGACAUAUGACAUGUCAUGAUUCCCUUUUAUUCCAGAAGUUUGGUCCUUAAGGGGUUAAAGUUCUGGGGGUUGUUUGUGGUUUUUUUUUUUUUUGCUUAAAAUUCACUUUCAAUGUACAACAUUUUAAAUUUUAACACAGAUUGUGUACAAACUGCCUCAAAAUUAGAGUAGUUCGUAUACAGUGCUUAAAGAAAAGCACUCCUUAGAAAUAUUUUUUGAUUCAUGUGUUGUGUUUUUUCCCUUCUAGUUGCGUUUGCGGGACUGGGAUUCACGUCUCUGUACAUUGCUGGAAAGCUUCAUUGUUUCUCUCCUGGUGGCCGUGGACACUCAUGGAGACUAUGCACUGUCCUGGCACCAUUGCUGUGUGCUAUAGCCAUUGCAUUGUCCCGUACCUGUGACUACAAACAUCACUGGCAAGGUGAGACAAUCAAUUUAUAAUGAAAUCUAUUUGAAAUUUGACCUGAUUUACCUCCUCCUAUCUUUUCUAAGUCCACUCAACAUAAAAAACAGAAUAAAAAGCUACUUUUUGUGAAGUAAUGUGUUUUGUUGCUAAUAUUCUUCUAGAUUAUUUGCCAACUGAUGCCAACUACUCUCUUUCAGAUGUGGUGAUUGGUGCAAUUAUUGGACUUUUAUUUGCCUGCCUUUGCUACAGACAGUAUUAUCCUCCUCUGACUGAUAGAGACUGUCACAAGCCAUACAGACACAAAGGGCGGAUUUCGGGGGCACAGGAGAGGAAACUGAGCACUGCUGGAUAUGCCCUAGAUGUAUGACAAUCUGGGUGAAAAGGGGUGAAAUUAGUCUGAAUGGACAAUAAAUAACUCUUAAGGACCACAACCAUUUCUUUUCUGCCGUAGUAUACAGCUGGCCUCUUGCAUUGAAGGGGUAAAGCCACUUUCUUAGAAGGACAUAUGUAUAUAACCAUAUAAUUUUAAAUGAAUGUACUGUUACACAUUUGUCACUUUUUUUUUUCUUUUUUUAUAAAAUUGAAGGAUAUUACUUAUUAAGGAACAUAUUCAGUGUUCAUUGCAGUUUGGAUUACUUUUAGUCUGAGAAAUUUUUGUAUUCUGUCCUUUACAAUAAAUGUACAUAAAUAUAGACUCGGCUAGUGCUGGGUUUGUUUACACCACAACUGUAUUUCAACCUAAAGCAGAGAAAAAAUAAAACUGUGAAUGUUCCAUUUUGCAGCUCCCACUGUUAUUAGUUAUUUCUCAAUUUACCUUUGCAAAACAUCGUCUGACUUUCAUAUUUCCUCCUGAAGCCUAAUAUUUUUU